AUGACUGGCGAUUCAGAAACAAUCUCUAUCCUCGACGCAUCGUACAGAUCUGCGAGAGCUGUCACGCUGUACAUGACCUUUCUAGGAGGGUCUAUGCCUGGCGUGUGGGCUACAAUUCCCAGUAUCAUGCGGAAGCUCGGCGUAUUUCCACCGGAGAGGGAACUUCCUGCCACGGCCUGGUACUCCAGCAGGGACACUCAGACACCGUACUACGAAAUACUCAGCACGCUGCAGUACUUCAGCAUGCAGUACAGUUUCUUCACUGCAGUGGGUCCAGACUUGCUGUUUGUAUCCACAAUAAUCCACGCAGCUGGUCAACUGGAGGUUCUCAAUGCUAGACUGAGACGUGUUGGGAAAGUGAGUGGAAACCGCAGCACUACCAGUACUAAACAGCAGAAGACAGAGGAGGAACUUUCGGUCGAAGUUUCCAGUGGCGAGAUGAUGUGGAAAGAUCUCUGCAGCUGCAUCGAGCACCAUCAGGACGUCAUAGAGUGA
Molecule: messenger RNA, 495 nt
Organism: Schistocerca serialis cubense
Lineage: Eukaryota; Metazoa; Arthropoda; Insecta; Orthoptera; Acrididae
Exons: 1
Coding region: 1-495 (164 amino acids)
Biological process (GO): sensory perception of smell; detection of chemical stimulus involved in sensory perception of smell
Cellular component (GO): plasma membrane
Molecular function (GO): odorant binding; olfactory receptor activity
Source: RefSeq, a predicted model, not a curated record